Kogia breviceps (pygmy sperm whale) is the source of this 2851-nucleotide messenger RNA. It is a transcript of the gene NHLH2, whose product is annotated as nescient helix-loop-helix 2. The record is from RefSeq and is a predicted model, not a curated record. Gene Ontology annotation, molecular function: RNA polymerase II cis-regulatory region sequence-specific DNA binding; protein dimerization activity; DNA-binding transcription factor activity, RNA polymerase II-specific. Lineage: Eukaryota; Metazoa; Chordata; Mammalia; Artiodactyla; Physeteridae. Gene Ontology annotation, biological process: regulation of transcription by RNA polymerase II.
CUCCCACCCUCUCGCGUCUUUCUCCGCUUCCCUGUCACUGUUACUCCGGGAGACGUUCACUUUUCACCAACCUUUCUCCAAACAUCUCCAAGCCACUGACUAUAUAUAUUUUGCUAAAAGGUAAAGAAAGGAGGGGGUGGGGGUGGGAGAUGUAACCAAGCCUUGAAAGACUUUGAAACUGGAAAUAUGUGUCUGUUUAUACAACAUAUAAGUAAAUGAGGGAAGAGGAAGAGGCAAGCUAAGCCCCGAGUUACAGUAUUGUGUUCCUGGGAACUGGGGAGACAUCAGCUGAACAAAGCCUUAUCUCAAAAAAAAAAAAAAAAAAAAAAAAAGACUUCUGAGCAAGAUCGAAUCUCUGCCUUGCACUUCCCAGUUUCUGCUCAGUCGUAUUAAGGGAAGGAAAGGCGUUCUACAGGAGCGGAAUCUUAUCUUAACCAUCUUUCUUAUUGAUUCUUCCGCUAUUAGAAAGUGGAGGAAUCAGCCCUUUGAUGCGAUUGUGUUUAUCUCUGCAUCUCUUUUGUUAUUUAUAGAGACCUAGAAGAGGAAAAGAGGCACGAGACUUUUCAACACAUCGUUUAAAAAAAAAAACAACAACGAAUUUCCAGAAAUGUUUGAGAACAAUUAAAAGGAAAAGCCGUUUUUGAUCUAUCAACUAAGUGAACAAUCAUUCAUAUCGUCCACAUCCUGAGAUAUUAUCGUCCCUCGCUGUGGACACCAGCGAGAUGACAGCUGCUUUUUCAUUUUUGAAUGUAAUAAAUAUUUGCUGCUUCUAAUAUAUUUUGGAAUUUCUCCCUGCUAUUCCCUGGGAUUUUAACUCUAAAAGAUUGGAGAAAAGAUUAUCGAAAAGGCUUUUACAAGCCUCCAAAAUGAUGCUGAGUCCAGACCAAGCCGCCGACUCGGACCACCCCAGUUCGGCGCCCUCGGACCCGGAGUCGCUGGGUGGCGCGGACGCCAAGGUGCUGGGCAGCGUGUCGGACCUGGAGCCGGUGGAGGAGGCCGAAGGCGACGGCAAGGGCGGCAGCCGGGCCGCGCUCUACCCGCACCCGCAGCAGCUGAGCCGCGAGGAGAAGCGCCGCCGCCGGCGCGCCACGGCCAAGUACCGCUCGGCCCACGCCACCCGCGAGCGCAUCCGUGUGGAGGCCUUCAACCUGGCCUUCGCCGAGCUCCGCAAACUGCUGCCCACGCUGCCCCCGGACAAGAAGCUGUCCAAGAUCGAGAUCCUGCGCCUGGCCAUCUGCUACAUCUCCUAUCUCAACCACGUCCUGGAUGUGUAGGGCCGGGGUCGCGGCGCGGGGCCGCCUGGCCGGGAGUGGGUGAAACGCGGCCAACCCGGGCGGCCGCCACGGCGAUGGAGGAGGAAGCGGUGGCCCAGCGGGACGGCCGCCGCCACGGCCUUGGACCGGGUAGGAGGCUCGCACCGUGUUCUCUCCUGUCGGCAGGGCGAUUCUGGAAGGCUUCCGACUCCAGAAGGGUGGGGUUGUCUGGCGAGCCCUGGGCCUUGUAGGGAGUAUUGUCCAGGCAAGGCGAACCUCCUGGAGGCACCGAGAUGAGUGGCCUCCAGGCCUCCCCUCCACGUGUUAGGAUCCCUUUAGGGGUUGUUGCUUUAGCUCACUGGAGACUGAGUUCUCCUAUAUUCAUCUCCCACAGAUCUUCAUGUUUUGAAAGAAUGAGGGCAGAAGCUCAGAGUCUGGGCUUCUAACUUUAGACUAUCUGGAUUUUUUCCAACUGACAAAUCACCAAACAUCAUGAGGGGAGGGGAGGGAAUCUCCUCCAGGGCAGAGAUUCAAGACACAGAAAGGUGGAACAGGAAACUUUCUGAUCCUUUGUGAAAAGAAAGAUUAUAUUAGAAUCCAGGUAAAACAGACAAGCCUAGAACAUAUGGUAAGGUUAAAAAGAUACAUUGAGAACAAACAGAUAUUGUGGGAAGAUUUGAGUUUGGUGAGAUUUUUAACCCCAAGGUCUGACGCUAAUGUAGACAGGAAAAUCCAUAUUUAAAUGGAAAAUUUAAUAUCUGAUUGCUUUUUCAGGCAAAGUGCCCCUUUAUAUAUCCAAAAACAUCUAUUUGUGACCUUAAACAUGUGGACCCAUAGGUGCAGUUAGAAAAGACAACCUAUUUUUAUUUAUGUUAGAAGGAGUAGAGUAUUUUUUUCAAGACACUUAUUUUUCAGAGUGGUGAUAAUUUUACUUUGGACACUGUGCCAAUUUAUUUAUAGUCAAGUGUUUACACUUUCUCCUGUGGAAUAAUUAUGUCUAACGUUUUACGUGUUUGUUGAGAUUAUACUGUGGUCUUUCUUUUUGCUCUUAUUAUAUUGCACUUGUAUAACAAAUUUCCCACAUCUCCCUGUUUCUAAACAUAUUUUAUAUAUUAAGAUGUUUGUUCCUGAAAGGUUCUUUUGUUGUGAGAUCAGCAACACUAGCACUUCACUGUUAUAGUUUUUUUUUUUUUAAAGUAAGUGUUGUUAUCCUUAUCUGUAGUUAUGUCUGAAAAGUACUUUGCAAACCGUUUAUAAGGAGAGUAGCUUCUUUGUGUGUGUGUGAUGUUUGUGUGUGGGAUGAUUUUAGGAAAUUAAGUUAUUUUCCUAAAAAAAAAAAAAAAAAGAAUUCAGAACUACUUUCCUCUGUGACAACCAAAAAGAAAAGUCUAUAACCUGAAAAUGUUUCAUGUUCUCAGCUGUGAAACUCUUAAAACAAGGAGUGUAUUUUAGAGACAAGGGAAAAAAAAAACCACAUCUGCUAUCCAAAGAAUUUAGUCUUUUUCAGGGUUUUUUUGUGUCUCUGUUGCUUUAUAUAAUGCAAUAUUUUGUAGUGAAAAUAGAUAUAAUCUGGUUUCUAUCUGACGAGUUUUUCAUAU